This is a messenger RNA of Uncinocarpus reesii 1704, 1509 nucleotides long. RefSeq names its product lysyl-tRNA synthetase. The coding region runs from base 1 to 1509 and encodes 502 amino acids. The record is from RefSeq and is a predicted model, not a curated record. Lineage: Eukaryota; Fungi; Ascomycota; Eurotiomycetes; Onygenales; Onygenaceae. Gene Ontology annotation, molecular function: tRNA binding; lysine-tRNA ligase activity; ATP binding. The transcript has 5 exons. Gene Ontology annotation, cellular component: cytoplasm; cytosol. Gene Ontology annotation, biological process: lysyl-tRNA aminoacylation.
AUGUCUGAUCAGGACCCCGCAGUCCAAGCGGCGGGGAACGCCGUCGCCAACCUGCAUCUCGACGAAGUCACUGGCGAGCGCGUGUCCAAGUCGGAACUGAAGAAGCGUCAGAAGCAGCGUGAGCUAGAGAAGAAGAAGGCUGAAAAAGCUGCUGAAAAGGCUGCUGCCGCCGCCGCUGCUGGUGCUGGAUCGGCGGGGAAGAAGAAGAGCGCUGAGGAGGAAGAAUCGCAAUUGACACCGAACCAAUACUUUGAAAUCCGCAGCGGGAAAAUCAACCAGCUUCGUCAAACAAAGAAUCCUAAUCCUUACCCUCAUAAAUUCCAAGUCACCGCCGAUCUUCGACAGUUCCUGAAGGAGCACCAGUCUCUUAAGAAGGGCGAGCAAUUACGUGACAAGCAAAUUCAAAUUGCAGGAAGAAUUUUUACCAAACGCAGUUCUGGUGCGAAACUGAUCUUCUAUGACAUCCGCGCCGAGGGCGUCAAAGUCCAAGUUGCGUGUCAAGCGCAAGAGUCAACGGGAGAUGUCCCAUUCGAGGCCCAGCAUGAGCAUUUGAGGCGAGGCGAUAUCAUUGGCAUUAUUGGAUUUCCCGGUCGUACUUCGCCGAAGACUCGAGAUGACGGUGAAUUAUCUAUCUUCGCCCAGCAGGUUAUCCUCCUCACCCCAUGCUUGCAUCAAAUUCCUUCAGAACACUACGGAUUCAAGGACCAGGAACAAAGAUACAGACAGCGAUACCUUGACUUGAUCAUGAACGAUAAGUCUAGAAAUGUUUUUGUCACGAGAUCCAAGAUGAUCAGUUAUAUUCGGCGGUACUUUGACGAGCGCGAUUUUGUCGAAGUUGAAACUCCUAUGAUGAACGCCAUUGCUGGAGGUGCCACCGCCAAACCUUUUAUCACGCACCACAACGAGCUGGAUAUGAAUCUUUUUAUGCGUAUUGCCCCUGAAUUGUACCUCAAGAUGUUGAUUGUCGUCUCUGGCCUGGUCAAGCAUAUCACUGGAGGCUAUGAAACGGUUUUCCACACCCCAAACUGGGGAGGACUCGUUGGUGAAUUUAUUGAGGAGACCUGCAUCAACCCGUCUUUUAUUACUGGCCAUCCGCAAAUGAUGUCUCCACUUGCCAAGUACCACCGUGACCAUGUUGGUCUCUGUGAGAGAUUCGAGGCUUUCGUCUGCAAGAAGGAAAUCGUGAACGCUUACACUGAAUUGAACGAUCCGUUUGACCAGCGGUUGCGAUUCGAGGAGCAAGCUAGACAGAAAGCCCAGGGUGACGAUGAGGCGCAGCUGGUCGAUGAGAAUUUCUGCACUAGCUUGGAAUAUGGGUUACCUCCAACCGGAGGAUGGGGAUUGGGUAUCGACCGUCUUGUCAUGUUCUUGACAGAUAAUUAUAGCAUCAAAGAGGUUCUUGCUUUCCCAUUCAUGAAGGAUGAGAAAGUGACGGGGCAUAAGGAGCCGCUAGCCGCGGAAGUUGUCGGUAUAGAGCCGAGCCCAGAGGAAGGAAUCCCUCACAAAUAA